Molecule: messenger RNA, 174 nt
Organism: Aspergillus viridinutans
Lineage: Eukaryota; Fungi; Ascomycota; Eurotiomycetes; Eurotiales; Aspergillaceae
Product: 40S ribosomal protein eS30
Exons: 2
Coding region: 1-174 (57 amino acids)
Biological process (GO): translation
Cellular component (GO): ribosome; cytosolic small ribosomal subunit
Molecular function (GO): structural constituent of ribosome
Source: RefSeq, a predicted model, not a curated record
AUGGGUAAGGUUCACGGCUCUCUCGCCCGUGCGGGUAAGGUCAAGUCUGCGACUCCUAAGGUCGAGAAGCAAGAGAAGAAGAAGGAGCCCAAGGGCCGUGCUCUGAAGCGCGUCAAGUACACCCGCCGUUUCGUCAACGUUACCAUGACCGGUGGCAAGCGGAAGGUACGUUGA